UAGAAAGUCUCUAAAAAUAAGUACUAAUAUUUAUGGAUUUACAGUUAUAACUGCUGUUGUUACUGACAACAAAAAAGGAGACAUAGCUAUUUUAUUGUAACAGUAUAAUCGGAGUACAAUUAUGUGAAUUUAAGUUUUAAUUGGAGGUUCAUUGCUCCAUAAAACGACUUUGGGAAUAACCCUAAAAUAGCAAGGAUGUGGGAGCCGCUGAAUAUCGUACAUAAAAACAACAUUCAAGGUUAAGUCUGCUACGGGUAGUUCGGAAGAAGCACAGUUCGUGAGGAAUUUAAACAUUUUUAAAACAGUCAAAAAACCUUUUCAAUUACAGUCGGGUUAAAGCAAAUGUGUGUCGAUAUUGAAUCAACUUUGCCUUUAGACUAGUCCUAGAACGUUUUAUUUAGUUACGUUCUGUUGCCUUUAUUUCAAAAUAUACAUAUUUGAGAGGAAAUGAUGUCAUAAACCCGUCGCCAUACUGAAUUAGUUCGCCUCCAUAUUGUAAAGAGAUCAUUCAGCUAACAAGAAGUUAUGAUAAAUAACGAAUUCAACGAUUACGAUCUGGGAAAUGGCACGAACGUUACUUACGACACGAACAAUCUCGAUUUCAACUGGAACGAACUUCUUCCGACAUUAAUUGUGUAUAGUGUCACGUUUAUUUUGGGCCUCACAGGCAACAUACUAAUUGUCUUCACUACUUACAAAUACAGAAGAAUGAAAAGCGUUACCAACGUUUUUUUGUCUAGUUUAGCCUCUUCCGACUUGAUUUUGAUCAUUGUUUGCAUUCCAGUAAAGGUGGCAAAACUAUUUUCAUAUACAUGGGAAAUGGGCGCAGUAGUUUGCAAAGGUAUACACUACAUGCAGUAUGUUUCAGCUAUAUGUUCAGUCUUGACAUUAACAGCAAUAAGUAUAGAAAGAUAUUAUGCAAUCGUACAUCCUAUGAAGGCAAAAUAUGUGUGUACGAUUAGCCAGGCGAAAAGAAUUAUUCUUGUAAUAUGGAUACUGGCGAUCAUUUUGGGAGUACCAACUUUAAAAGCACAAUUACAUCUACCAGUCGGUAAAAGAAAUGAAUCAAAUUACUGCGUCAGAGGUUGGGACGAUAACCCAACGAUUCACAAGUUUCACGAACUUUAUAUGUUCAUUUUAAUAUUUGUUGGUCCUUUUUGCAUCAUGGCAUUUUCUUAUGGAUUAAUUUGUUGGGAAAUUUGGAAAGUUAUAGAAAGAAGAUCUACAAUGACCAGUGACCAAGUUUUAUCUCGUCUUCCUGGGAAAUAUACAAUAUCUCAAAAUAAAAAGUUGAUCGAGAAUACUAAUAUAAAUAAUAGUAACAAAACAAAAAAUAGUGCUAGAGAUGAUACUACCGUAGUCAAGCAAGUAAUAUGUAUGUUAGUAACAGUUGUAGUGCUUUUUGCAGUUUGUUGGACUCCUAUGUUGAUAGAUAACGUCCUAACGGCUUAUGGUGUGCUACCUUUCAUGAAAUUUGGAACUAUCAAAUAUAUGUCGAACGCAUUUUCCUUAAUGGCCUACUUUAAUAGUUGUAUUAACCCAAUAAUAUAUGGGUUUAUGUCUAAGAGCUUCAGAGAUAGCUUUGUUCAGGCAUUGUGCUUACAGAGAAGAGCUCUACAUGAACGAGCAAAUAGCUACAGCCUUCGCCAUGUUUCAACAAGAGCAUCAUCUGUCAAAAGUAUUGUAACAAGAACUGCGUCAUUGAAAUGAAAUAAACUUAUGGGCACUGCUCUUUAAUUUCUGUAAAUAUUCAACAGCAGUCCCAAAAGUUAAAACGUAUUUGUACGAUUUUCUGAAAGUGUUUACUGUGAUAUAUGUAUGAUUAUUAUUUAUUGUGUCCGCUAAUAUGUGGAGAAGCUUCGGUUCUCAGCAGCAUCUAGUAUAAUAUGUAAUUUAUCAGAUGUUUGCUAGUUUUAUAAAAAGCUUUUAAUAACAUAUUUUCAUCUCAAUUUCUGUAAGAAGUAUUACUAAACGAAAAAAAUGAAAAAUCCAUUGAUCAUUUUUACUGAUCAGAAUAAACGUGUUGAUCAUUUUUAAAAUUAUGAGCAUUGUCGACUGUUAACAAAAAUGCUAAUAAUUAAAACAAUCAAUCGAAAAACAUACUAGGAAAACCAAUUGAAUACCCUUACAAUAUACGCCGCAUUAGUGAUGUCAUCACACCGUUAUUUUUAAUUUCCGGGUUACAAACUUGAUUUAAGCCGGUACCACCCCAAUACUUAUAACGUUGGCCGCUGGUAUGAUCGUGUGGUCGUAGUGCGCAUAUCAUUCGACGAAUGUUUUGCUUCCAACGUUGGCCAUGGAAAGUCAGUAUUUUUGACCCGCGUCAAUGGGAGAACACAACAUUAUAAUGAAGUUGAAACAAACACAAGUACAGACACAUGAAAAAACCAAAGUAUUCAGUAUCAUCCAGUUUAUAUUAAAAUAAUUUAUGCUGUUAAUAACUUUUUUGACACGAUUUCAUUACUUUACCCAAGUUUAGGUAAUGUCCAUCCAACGUUGGAAGGAGAAUGUUGGCGCAAACGUUGGACGCAUCAUGUAGUGCCGGCUUUAUACUCGAAACCCUAAAACGAAAAUAUAUCUUGGCAUAUCGAAAAACUUAUAUUGUCAAUAAAUUUUGAAAUAAAUUUUUUCGAAGGCUUGUAAUUCAAACAAAAAUAAAUAUUUUGAGGUAGUAAUUGAAAAACUUAUUUUGGUAUCAUUCGAUAAUGAUCAUUCUUUACUAAAUUUUUUCUUCUUCUUCAUCGUACGUUAGAACUUAUUGUUAGUCCUGUGUUUGUAUCAAUGGUUGCCUAGCUGCAGCUGGGAUGAUGAAGACCAGCUUUCAUACCAUCACGUAGGUGAUCGGGAUUUAUUCGGUUUUUCUUUCUUUGCAACCUUUGCCAACCUGUCAUCUCACAUUCUGUACAGGUGGUCUCUCCAUUCCCUUCGCCUAUUUCUCGCCCACCUCACUACAUCCUGGAUUUAAUUGGAUAAAAUAUUAAUCUCUAGAAUUGAUUUAUUUGGAACCAAGAAACUGAAUAAUAUUUACGUCACACUAAUGCGGCGCAUUGGAUGCCGUUAAUAAAUUGAUUAACAAUUUUAUAGUAAUUUCAAGGUACCCUACAAACAUGAAAAAGCUGUACCAUAGAUGAUUUCCAUUAAUAUCUUUGAUUUGAAACUCGAAACAUUACUUUUGGUACAUUCCACUAAGCGUUCACGGCGCCCGAAAUACUCUUUUGGGCCUUCCACAUAGCGACUACGAUUAUAACAAAACCUCUUAAAGUUUUCGCUUUAUUUUUUCUAUUUUGCCAUUCGUUAAUAUUUAUGUCAACGCUCAAAACGCCUCGUAAGCCAUUCCACUUGGGUUUACGAUUAUAACGCUCUGGUGGAACGGGAAAUACUUUGGUAGUGAACGUGAUCGUUAUGAGUGCUAAGUGGAAUGCAUCCUAUAUCAUGUGAAUUGUUUUGGUACAUAAAUAGAUAAAUUUCUAAAAACAAAAAUUUGUGAAUCCCAUUUUCUGCAAACACCUACAAAGUCGUGGAUAUGUAGAAUCUGUACAUCUAUGAAAUAUUAAACAUCUCGUAUUCUAAUAAAUUUUACAUUCCAUAAA
Molecule: messenger RNA, 3590 nt
Organism: Diorhabda carinulata
Lineage: Eukaryota; Metazoa; Arthropoda; Insecta; Coleoptera; Chrysomelidae
Product: pyroglutamylated RF-amide peptide receptor-like
Exons: 8
Coding region: 526-1710 (394 amino acids)
Biological process (GO): G protein-coupled receptor signaling pathway
Cellular component (GO): plasma membrane
Molecular function (GO): neuropeptide Y receptor activity
Source: RefSeq, a predicted model, not a curated record